AUGCCUGGCCUCUCAGAAGAGGAUAUUCUGGGACUGUGGCGCCUACGAUCUUUGCUUCAUGAGCUCAAGAGCAGCCUAUUCGAAGCUCUAUCACGUGGAGAGAAGUGCGUGCUGAAAUUAGUGGUGGGUUCUUCCGAAGUUUCAGCUAUUGAUGCUGCAUGCUCAUCGAUUGUGCGGGCCUGUCAUGAGCACCUGAAGAUUUGCAAGCUUGAACGAGAAGGGCUGAAAGAUUUGCCGAUGCAUUUGUCACCAGUCAUGCCCAUGACGGCUGAACAAUUCGAUGGAUCUGAACUGAAACUGUUCUUGAGCAAGCUUGGCUUAGGCUAUGAUGUACUUCUUUUCUUGGAUUCAAUCGAGGAGGUGCUAUGCUCAGUGCGCACCUGUCCGCUAAAAAAUACGAGUCUUAGCACUUCUGCCGUGGUGCGCACAAUGGCUUUGAGUUCCAUGACAUUUCAUGAUGGCUACUUGUAG
Cladocopium goreaui is the source of this 471-nucleotide messenger RNA. The record is from the annotation of a GenBank genome assembly. Lineage: Eukaryota; Dinophyceae; Suessiales; Symbiodiniaceae.